Messenger RNA from Cylicostephanus goldi, 243 nucleotides. Lineage: Eukaryota; Metazoa; Nematoda; Chromadorea; Rhabditida; Strongylidae. The record is from the annotation of a GenBank genome assembly.
AUGUGGCUCUCCGUUUCUAUACUGUGUCUGCUGCAUCUGGCAACAUGCAUGCGAGAUGUCGAAGAGAUUGAAUGGAAUCGAUCUGCUUAUUUGGUGAAAACUCUGGCUGAAACCCAAGAUGGCGAUCGCGUUUUGGGCUGUACAGGCACAUUGAUCACUCCUUCGCUUGUACUCACAUCUUCGAAAUGUGUUGACAACACUGAGUCAGUUCGUUGGCUUAUUAAAAUUCGUGUGAUUUCGUAA